This is a messenger RNA of Sander lucioperca (pikeperch), 3254 nucleotides long. RefSeq names its product zinc finger protein 260-like. The record is from RefSeq and is a predicted model, not a curated record. The coding region runs from base 119 to 1963 and encodes 614 amino acids. The transcript has 2 exons. Gene Ontology annotation, biological process: regulation of immune system process; regulation of cytokine production; negative regulation of transcription by RNA polymerase II. NCBI's taxonomy places the organism in Eukaryota, Metazoa, Chordata, Actinopteri, Perciformes, Percidae.
GUUUCUUCCGCACACGGCAGCAGAGUCGCACAGCCACACACCCACUUUUUUCCUGAUACUUUCAACCGUGUACAAACCAUCUGGCGAAUUGUCCACAGCUGCAACCGCUCGGUCUAACAUGGCCAAGUCGAGUGAUCUGAAACUCUUCUUAGAGUCUUCUCUGAAUGAGAUAUUUAAAGCCACAGUAAGCGACAUCCUGGACUCAGUGGACCGGACCCUGUCUGAGUACCAGGGCACAAUACACAGGAUCGAGUCUGAAAACGAGGGCCUGAAGCGGCUGCUGUUUGCACAGCAAAGUACCGAGUCUGCUGCAAAAGAUAUUUGUGAACAAGAUGCCACUGAAAAGUUUUCCACUUCAGAAUGGAACAGUCGUCUUGUCAGCUCCACCCAGGCCACGUUCAAGAUGUCCAUAUGCAGCAGUGACAAGAAGAGCUUCAGGAGGAAGCAGAAAGACAAGAUGAGGGAGAGCAUAUCCCCUUCCUCCUUUUUACUACAGACUGAUCAUAUGGUAGAAAGACCAUGUAUGAACACAGCAGAGGUGGGUGUGUCCACCCCAAACUUGAUAUCUGUAAAAACAGAGCCUGGCCUGGAUGAAACCGGUGCUAUUGACCUCUCCCAGCCUUCAUCCCUUCUCAAUCUGACAAUGAGGCCAAUAAAAAAUGAGAGCACGGAGGUCAGUUUUGACAGUCAUGAUGCAUAUGCACCGCUGCCGCCAUCUACAGGCCUCGAACAAGAAUCCAGAGGCAGUGACAGUGAAGUUAAAGUCACCAUUGUUUCUGACACUUACAUGCAGGAUGGACAGUUCAUUAAGACAGAGGAAGAGGAGCAGAGUGGCGUGUUGCAGUAUGGUGACAAUGACAUUUUCUCUAAGCAAGAGUUGAAGCAUGCAAUGAGAUAUUACCCUGAAUCAGAAAUAGAUCCCGAGGCAGCGAGCAGACAGGUUGUGGAGCCAGAAGUAAUGGUGCAGGAGAAAAACGCCGCUGUUCCCGCAGAUGGGUUUUUGGAGAUCCGUGACAACUUUCUGCGCUGUCCCACCUGUCCCAAAACAUUUAGUCGAGCAGCCUCGCUCAACAUCCACAUCAAGACUCACAGUGCUGAAAAGACGCACAGCUGCAGCUACUGUGGCAAACGCUUUGGCCGGGCCGAUCUCCUCAAAUCCCACAAGCGUACCCACACAGGAGAAAGACCCUAUAGUUGCAACGUCUGCAGUAAAACAUACGCCCAUCCCAGUCAGCUCAGGAUACACAAACGUGUCCACACUGGAGAGAAGCCGUAUUCCUGCUCGCACUGUGGGAAGCGCUUCAACGAGCACAACCAGCUCAAAGUCCACUUACGGACACACACCGGGGAGAGGCCUUACAGCUGCCAGGAGUGCGGCAAAACUUUCAGCAAUGCAGGAAACCUGCGUAUACACGAGAGGAUCCACACCGGCGAGAAGCCAUACUGUUGCGCUCAGUGUGGGAAAAGGUUCAACGGCUUGGGUGACCUCAAAACACACUACAGGAUUCACACUGGAGAGAGGCCAUACAGCUGUGAGCUGUGUAAGAAGACCUUCAGCCAGGCGGGCCACCUCACCAUACACAUGCGGAUGCACACGGGAGAAAGGCCGUACAGCUGCAACGAGUGCGGCAAGAAGUUCACGGUGGCCAGCAGCCUGAAACUGCACCAGAGGACUCACACCGGAGAGAAGGAGUACAGCUGCUCGUACUGCAGCAAGAGCUUCAGCAGGUCGGGUCACCUGAAGAGACACGAACUGGUGCACACCAAAGAGAAGGUCUUCCUCUGCAGCCAGUGUGGAAAGACUUACACUGACCAGUCCUCCCUUAAAAAGCACCUGAAGAUGCACGCGGCCAAGGAGCAGAAGGCUCAGAGCGAGGGAAGCACCAGCGAGGCGGAAACAAACCGCCCUUCAGCUUCGGAGACGCUUUCAGAAAUUAGAACCAAAGUCUUAGAAGAUGAGUAAUAUAAAUGCUGAGAAUGAGUGCUGUAUGUGAUUUUACAAAAUAAUCUUAAAUCAAGAUCAACUAACUAGCUUUUUCAGAAUCACAUCUCACAGCCUUCAUAACCUUGUUGUGCAGUAUUUUGGUGUCUAAUAAGCAUUUAAACACUUUGUAUUAGUCUGCUAAACAAAUUGGACUUCCUGGAUCAUAUUUUAUCGUUUCUUUGGUAACUUAAACAAAACGCCACCACCAAUGCAGCCCCCUGCGCUGUUUUAAUGCAGGGCUGUUGUUGUGUGCUGUGGUUGAAAGCUCCAGAAAAAGCUGUUAAGCGGAGCUUGAGUUUAGAUUAUUAUUGUCUUAACUACUGUUCCUGAGUUCAAAACUGUAUGUGUCGUUGUGGUACAGUGCAAUAUACUGUUGUCUAGUCUUUGCUGUGAUUUAGUAGGUCCAUGACUGAUUAAUUAUUUUUUAUCUUAAUUGAUAAACUCUAAUGUUCCUCUUGUCUUCUUUUUCACAGCACAGUGUAAAUAGGCAGAUAAUGGGACCCUAAAAGAAACAGUUCUUUUAAACAUGCUGUAUGUUACCAAAAUGUUGGUAUUUUUUUAAAUGCUUUAAAGGAAAAGUUCAAUGCAAUGUCCGUCAGAUUGUCAGGAUGAUUUCAACCGACCUGCUGAAGCAAGACAGAAUCCAGAAAUCCAGGUUCAGGUUUCUCUUCUGUUGUCCUGACUUUUGACCUCCUUGAAAAUAAAAUUUCCCCACAGGGGUCAGUAUAACAACAAUAUAAUAAAAACAACAACACAAGUGUUUUAGAAUUAAGAUAUUAUGAUGCUCAUGUAUACAUGUUGUAGUAGCCAGAGGGUUAGAAAUGUGUGCUGCACCAGUGACUUAAGGUGAAGAUCAUUAAUAUAUUGCUGUAUAUAGCUUUAACUAUACAGUCAGCAAUCCAUUAAACUGACACGAAUGUAUUUGUCUAGUAAUGUUUCUGAAAAUAAUGUUCCUGCAAAUAAUCUGUCUCGAUUGACCGGCUUUUAAUAGUAAAUAAUUGUUUUGCUGAUCUCAGAGAAUGUGGAGCUUCUAGAGGAUCCGUUUUAGGUCAUUCACUGUUGGAAACGCGUCUCUUACCAUGAAAUAUGUACAACUAACACACAGGAGUAAAAUGUCAUGUUGAUGAUGAAAGGGCUACUGUUUUUUGUGGCAACUGGUUGGUAUACCUGCACAGCUAUGUAUAUUAAACUGAGUGUUUGCUACUAGGACUGUAUUGUGACUUACUUUUGUGUGAUUUGUGUCUAAAUUAAAGAAAAAAGUUAACCAAAA